GACUAUAAUAUAUUCUCAUUCAUAUCCUCUGAUCAAUCAUUCCAAGUGGGAUCGCAUUUUCCGCUCUCAUCUGUAUUUCAUUUACUCUCUCUGUCUCUCGCCUCCCCCUGGCUUUAGCUUCGCACCUGGGAGGCCCCUGAUUAGGAAAGGGCUCGUUGCUACUUGGUGACAUAAAAAAAUAGAUUGCAGCUGUAUUUGAGGCCAAUGGCAACAAAUGAAAAUCUUCCUCCCAAUGUAAUAAAACAACUUGUCAAGGAAUUGAAAAAUCUUGAUGAAUCUCCUCCUGAGGGCAUCAAAGUUAUGGUUAAUGAUGAUGAUUUUUCAACAAUAUAUGCGGACAUUGAAGGCCCAGCCGGGACUCCUUAUGAGAAUGGAGUUUUCCGCAUGAAAUUGUUAUUGUCUCAUGAUUUUCCAAACUCUCCACCUAAAGGUUAUUUCUUGACUAAGAUUUUUCAUCCAAAUAUUGCAACAAAUGGAGAGAUUUGUGUCAACACGCUAAAAAAAGAUUGGAAUCCCAGUCUUGGGUUACGUCAUGUUCUUAUUGUAGUUAGGUGUCUAUUGAUUGAACCAUUUCCAGAAUCAGCUUUAAAUGAACAAGCUGGUAAAAUGCUGCUCGAAAAUUAUGAAGAGUAUGCUAGACAUGCCAGGCUUUACACAGGAAUCCAUGCCAAGCCGAAGGCCAAAUUUAAAACCGGUGCCAUAUCAGAAUCUACAACUGCAUUGAACGUUGAUCAGAGCAACCCCCCAGUUCUUAAAACUGAUGUGAAAAAUGCAUCUCUGGGUGCUUCAUUGCCAUUGCAGUCCUCUUCAGCCCACUCAGCUAUGGCAAUUAGGGGGAGCAAUCAGGAGCAGCUAGUUGCUGCUCCAAGUGAGGCAGGCGUUAAUGGCUCUUCCGGUGCAACCAUAGUGCCUCCUACCUCUCCUGCACCACAAAAGAAGGAAAGUGGUCUACCAAAAGCUCAGGCAGACAAGAAAAAGAUUGAUGCCAGAAAGAAAAGCUUGAAAAGAUUGUAAUGAAGUUGUCGAGUAAUUGAACUCUUCAUUUGUAGUUUUGUUGACUGACUGAAAAAGUUUAAGGGGGACUAGGCGUAGGCGGGUUUAUGUCACAUCGAAAGCAGAUGCCUCUGGAAAAUGUUUAAAGUAUACAUGUAUACAUACGUAGUUAUGCGGUU
This is a messenger RNA of Prosopis cineraria, 1172 nucleotides long. RefSeq names its product ubiquitin-conjugating enzyme E2 22-like. Lineage: Eukaryota; Viridiplantae; Streptophyta; Magnoliopsida; Fabales; Fabaceae. The transcript has 7 exons. The record is from RefSeq and is a predicted model, not a curated record. The coding region runs from base 205 to 1014 and encodes 269 amino acids.